Messenger RNA from Scomber scombrus (Atlantic mackerel), 685 nucleotides. RefSeq lists its product as uncharacterized. The record is from RefSeq and is a predicted model, not a curated record. The coding region runs from base 29 to 685 and encodes 218 amino acids. The transcript is spliced from 4 exons. Lineage: Eukaryota; Metazoa; Chordata; Actinopteri; Scombriformes; Scombridae.
GCUGUUCACUUCAGAUCUUAACGGGACAAUGGAUAACACCUACAAGUCUAAACAAAAUGGAGGAUAUUCAAAUCUCAGCAGUUUGUUUUUGCUGCUGUUUCUGGCAGGUCUUCAGCCAGCACUGUCCACUCAUACAGAUCAACCUGAACCAGGACUGCAAAUAGAGUUCUUGGGUCUGGGCUAUGCGACUGUGGGCGUGCCAAGCAGCAUUGGGUGUCAAGUGUCUAACUGCCCUGCAUGUACCUACUCCAUGUCUAUGGAUGAACAGAAAGUCCAGGGCAAUGUCCUAUCCUUCACUCUUAACAGCUGGGUGAAGACCUUGACAGUAUCAUGUACAGCCACGGAUGUAGAAACAAAGCUAAGUGCAAUAGCAACAACGUCACUGCAGGGACUAGCUGGACCUGCCAACGUUUCUAUCACAGGUCCUGGUGUGAUGAAUCCCACAGUGAGCCACACCUAUAGUUGCCAUGCCAACUGUCGGCCGUCAUGUUUCUAUGCCUGGAAGUUAAAUCAGGGCCCUUGGAUCAGGGGUCAAGGGAAUGUUAUAUCAGUCACUGCUCAGGAGAUGCACAGCCUCUCAACUCUCAACUGCAAAGCCACCAAUACUAUAUCUAGGCUGUUUGUCUCUGCAACCAAAACCAUUAAUGUGACGUGUAAGUCAAGAGUUUCACUACUGGUGGAGUGA